Penaeus chinensis is the source of this 1929-nucleotide messenger RNA. RefSeq names its product transcription factor SPT20 homolog. NCBI's taxonomy places the organism in Eukaryota, Metazoa, Arthropoda, Malacostraca, Decapoda, Penaeidae. The coding region runs from base 1 to 1929 and encodes 642 amino acids. The record is from RefSeq and is a predicted model, not a curated record. The transcript has 3 exons.
AUGUGGUGCAGGGGUUGGUGCUGGCUGUGGAGCUGUGUUGGGGCUGGCGUCGAGGCAGGCGCAGAGGAUACAACUGAAGCAGGUGCUGAGGUUGCAGCUAAACUGAUGCUGACGCAACUGCUAGAGCAGGUGCUGAGGCUGGACCUGCGGGAGGAAGAAACACAGCAAGUUUCACAGCUUCAUCAGGGACAAGUUUCACAGCAGGAGGAAGAAACACAGCAAGUUUCACAGCUCCAUCAGAAACAAGUUUCACAGCAGGAGGAAGAAACAAAGCAAGUUUCACAGCUCCAUCAGGAACAAGUUUCACAGCAGGAGGAAGAAACACAGCAAGUUUCACAGCUCCAUCAGAAACAAGUUUCACAGCAGGAGGAAGAAACAAAGCAAGUUUCACAGCUCCAUCAGAAACAAGUUUCACAGCAGGAGGAAGAAACAAAGCAAGUUUCACAGCUCCAUCAGGAACAAGUUUCACAGCAGGAGGAAGAAACACAGCAAGUUUCACAGCUCCAUCAGAAACAAGUUUCACAGCAGGAGGAAGAAACAAAGCAAGUUUCACAGCUCCAUCAGGAACAAGUUUCACAGCAGGAGGAAGAAACACAGCAAGUUUCACAGCUCCAUCAGAAACAAGUUUCACAGCAGGAGGAAGAAACAAAGCAAGUUUCACAGCUCCAUCAGAAACAAGUUUCACAGCAGGAGGAAGAAACAAAGCAAGUUUCACAGCUCCAUCAGGAACAAGUUUCACAGCAGGAGGAAGAAACACAGCAAGUUUCACAGCUCCAUCAGAAACAAGUUUCACAGCAGGAGGAAGAAACAAAGCAAGUUUCACAGCUCCAUCAGGAACAAGUUUCACAGCAGGAGGAAGAAACACAGCAAGUUUCACAGCUCCAUCAGAAACAAGUUUCACAGCAGGAGGAAGAAACAAAGCAAGUUUCACAGCUCCAUCAGGAACAAGUUUCACAGCUUCAGCAAGAACAAGUUUCACAGCAGGAGGAAGAAACACAGCAAGUUUCACAGCUUCAUCAGGAACAAGUUUCACAGCUACAGCAAGAACAAGUUUCACAGCUACAGCAAGAACAAGUUUCACAGCAGGAGGAAGAAACAAAGCAAGUUUCACAGCUCCAUCAGGAACAAGUUUCACAGCAGGAGGAAGAAACACAGCAAGUUUCACAGCUCCAUCAGAAACAAGUUUCACAGCAGGAGGAAGAAACAAAGCAAGUUUCACAGCUCCAUCAGGAACAAGUUUCACAGCUUCAGCAAGAACAAGUUUCACAGCAGGAGGAAGAAACACAGCAAGUUUCACAGCUUCAUCAGGAACAAGUUUCACAGCUACAGCAAGAACAAGUUUCACAGCAGGAGGAAGAAACACAGCAAGUUUCACAGCUUCAUCAAAAGAAAGUUUCACAGCAGGAGGAGGAAACACAUCAAGCUUCAAAUAUUGAAGAACAAGUUUCACAGCAGGAGGAAGAAACACGGCAAGCUUUACAGCUUCAAGAGCAGGUUUCACAGCUUCACCAAGGACAGGUUUCACAGCAGAAGAAAGAAACACAGCAAGCUUCACAGCUUCAAGAACAAGUUUCACAGCUUCACCAAAACCAAAUUUCAGCGCUUAACCAAGAACAAGUUUCACUGCUUCUUCAGGAACAGGUUUCACAGCUUCAGCAAGAAAAACAUCAGCAGCAGAAAGAGGAACCCCAGGAGGAAACAGAACAAGCUUCACAGCACAAUCAACAGAAUAAGGAAACGCAUCAGGAUUCACAGCAUCACAAGCGGAAUGAUGGAACACUGAAGAACGAGAGCACAAAUCAGGCAUCACAGCUUCACCAAGAAAGACAGAGAAGCCAAGGAGGAAAACAGCAAAAUGAUUCAAACGGUGAAAUAGAGCAGAUCUCGCAGCAUCGCCAACAGCAAGAACAAUUACGGCAGAUUUCAUAG